AUGCGUGCCAUGCUGUCAACAUGUGAUGCACCAGUCAUGAGCCUCGAAGAAUUUCUGGCACCAGUGAUCAGCCUAGACGAAUUCCUGGCUCCAGUGAUGACCUUGCAAAAGUUCUUGGAGCCAGAGCAUGAGACACCCGACCACUUCUUGGAGGACGCCAGCAAAGCUCCGCCGCCUGCAUGCUCCAAGCGUGAGGUGUCCUUAUGUGGCAAGGUGGUCGUCCUGGGGUGGCCCAAGCCAAAGAAAAACGGGGUGCCGUUCACCGACUUUGUUCUCGAGGAAGGGCACUAUUGGUUUCGACAGGCUUGGAGCGUUUUUGCGUGUCUGCAUGCACUGAAUAAUGCCACAAGUAACCGUAUGAUGCAUCAUUGA
Messenger RNA from Symbiodinium sp. CCMP2592, 372 nucleotides. NCBI's taxonomy places the organism in Eukaryota, Dinophyceae, Suessiales, Symbiodiniaceae. The record is from the annotation of a GenBank genome assembly.